AUGGUAAGUUUUGUUAAGGAUGAAUUCUUAGAGGCCGGCAAUUUCACAAAGAAUGGAACGAUAAUUUGUUACGAUUCUCCAGCAAUACAGAAGAACGUAUUUGAUGUUGUUGUAAUCUUGGAUUAUUCAAUCUUUAGAACUUGGUCAGACUUGAACAACAACGAUAGAAAACAGACCAUCUCCCAGCUAAAAAACUACUUUGGUCAAAUAUUAAACGAAGUGAAUAGCUACUUGAAAACAAUAAAAUCUUCUAAGAAUAAGUAUGCCGCAAAGUUGGUUUCAUUCUACAUUGCUGAGGAUAAAAACGAUUCUACAUUCAGCGAGGAGCCUAAUGUCAAAUAUGGUUCAAAUGAAAUAGAUUUACAGGCGGCCCGUUUUAAAUUUGGCCUAUGGACCUUUCAGAAAUUAACGGGCGGAGAAAUUCCAAAAUUUGACGUUGCAAUAGCAUUUACAGCGUAUGGAGGCGAUGAUAGAGACGCCAAUGGUUUUAGAAAUAUGAUCUGCACUGAAUUCGCUAGCGGUAUUGUAAGGCUGAGAGGAUUUUAUCAAACCGCAACGAUGACUGCUUAUUUGAUAGGAAACAUCAUGGGCAUAUGGGAAGAUGGUGUUGGCAAUGAGUGUCAAUCGGGCGACCGCUAUAUUAUGGCUGGAAAUUAUUCGCAAAAUGGGAAGGAAAAUUUUCAAACAUUUUCAAACUGCUCUUCGGCAAAUUUUGACGAAGUUGUAGAAGGUGCUAACAAAUUUUUCAACACCACCUGUCUGAGAGAACCUCAACUAAAGUAUGAAAACAUCACAAAAUAUCUCAAAAGUAGCCUGGGAAAUAGGUACAAUCUAGACCAGCAGUGCAAAUUCAUCUUAGGACCAGAUUCACAUUUCUGCGGAAUGAAAAGGGAUGAAUCGAUUUGUGAAAGAUUGUACUGCAUGGACACAAAGUUGAACGAAUGUAGGGCGUACACUGGCUCUAGAGCGUACGAUGGGACCAGGUGUGCAUCCAAAAAGUGGUGUUUGAAUAAGAAAUGUGUGGACGAAUUUUUAGCAAAGCAAGCUAUGAAGAACGCUAUAGUAGCGACAGAUGACGACGAUGAGCCCUCAAAACCAGGACCAAAAAUUUGCUACAAGCAAAAUUCAUCCACAAAUAUCGACAACGAGAAUGCUUCUAACAAAACUGGAAUUGUAAUUGUCCCUAAAAACGUCACCAUUGAAAUACUCGCUGUGUUAGAUCACUCGAUGUUUAAAAGAUGGAUGAUGUCUAAUAACAAUGAUAGAACUAAGGCUAUAUCGGACAUGAAGACUUACUUUGCCCACAUGAUAAACGAGGUUGAUAACAAUUUCAAGAAGAUUAACACAUCCAAGUAUGGGCACACGUACUCAGUCCACUUGGUUGAUUUCCUAAUACUUGAGUCCAAAGAUGAUUCUUCAUUCACUGAGAACCCUUCAGUGCAGCAUGCCCCGAACGAAAUAAACAUGACCGAAGCUCUUGGUGAUUUUGCAGAAUGGAUCGAAGUGAAACACGCUAGAAAUGAACUUCCAACUUUUGACGUUGCAGUUGCCAUCACUGAGUUAACAAUUUUUUUUUUUAAUUUUUCUUUAAUAUCUUUUAGAAGCGUCUGCCACAAAACAAACAUAAAACGCGCACAAAUACACGUGAUAAAAAGCAUUACAGCCAUUGAAGCACAAAAGUUUUAA
Messenger RNA from Helobdella robusta, 1686 nucleotides. RefSeq lists its product as hypothetical. Gene Ontology annotation, biological process: proteolysis. The record is from RefSeq and is a predicted model, not a curated record. Gene Ontology annotation, molecular function: metalloendopeptidase activity. Bases 1 to 1686 code for a protein of 561 amino acids. Lineage: Eukaryota; Metazoa; Annelida; Clitellata; Rhynchobdellida; Glossiphoniidae. The transcript is spliced from 13 exons.